GCCAGGGUGUGGCGUGAGGCCCUGAGGGCAGAUAAGCGACGGAGUAAAAAACCAUGUAUCACCAUUCGAGCAGUUCGCGUCCCUCUCUCAUGUUGAAUGCCUCUCCUGAUGAUCCGCUCGUGGGGCGCCUGGUGUGGAAGCGCAGGCAAAUGGCUCCCGGACAGCCGGACGAAAUCAUCUGCGGUCAGCACCUCACCGCAUUCAUCGAGAUCCAGCAUAUCUGCCGACACUGUGUGUGUGUCCUCAGGUUUGGUUGUCGGUCGUGUGGCUCAGCAGCGGUGGAUGACUACCAACCUGUCGACUGCCUCAGCGUAUUCCAUCCUCUUUGACGACGGGCGGCUGGAACUCCUCGGGCGGGAGGCCCUCUGCCGCCAACUGCGUCAACAGCUCACAGAUACGGCACAGAAGCCGCCACCAGCCAGUCGCUCCACCCUCCCACCGUCACUCGCGCCCGACCAAGACGCCGUGCACCACGUCAUGGCGGGCGCUGGGGGGACCACCACCACCCCUGCUGCUCCCUCUUCCUCCCCUGCACCACCACCGACAGUCGACAUGCGCCAGGGCACUCCCGAUGGACGCCUCACCAUGGCGGCACUUCUGGCUUCCAUGAGCGCCCCUCAGCAGCUCGCCCAGCAGUCGCCAUCGUCCCUCAUCAGACAGAUAACAAUGCUGCAACACGUGACUAAUACGCAACAACAACAACUAAUGCAACAGCAACAGCAGCAGCAGCAGCAGCUGCUGCCAGCAGCGGAGGAUUCAAAGGACGACUCGAAGCCGCAAGAGACAGAAAGUGAGGAGAGUAAUCCGAGAUGGGAGGUUGCUAUAAGUUGUUUGUUGUAUGUUAUGUGCAGGGUUUGGUGAGGUGGUUUGGUACCGGUUCAGAGGUCGCAUGCUGCCAGGACUCGUUGUUGACCCGGACGACAAAAGUAAGACAAGACAGCGCACACACACACACACACACAGAGAUAAGAUUGGCACCAUGUGGGUGCGGUCUGCGUUGCUGAGCAGAUCCGCGCGUCAGGUUCGGCCCCGACGUCUUAGUACUGAGAAGACCCGACGCACACCUGAGUAGGUCAAGUACCUGCCUGUCAGACACGCCCGUCACUGUCUGUCUGUGCAUUCUUGCUUCUCUCGCUCGUGUGUGCAGUCUUGUCGUUGGACGACAACCAGUACGUGUGGACAACGGUGGGCGGCAACAGGGUCAUGGAUUGGAAGUCAGACAAGAACUUCGAACUCUUUGGGCCGCGCAUGGCCAAGUCGCAGGCCGGCACCAAGGCCGUCCAGGUCGCUAUCCAGCUGUCGGGCUGGAAACCAUCAGAGGAGCUUCUCACAAGAGCGUGAGCACAUACAGAGCACUGCAUCCCGAUUUCUACAUCUAUCGUCGUUAUCCACCCGUGCAGCGGUUUCCACGACCUGGAUCUUGAGAGUGAGGAAGAUGAGCUGAGCAGCGAGGCUCCUCCGCCUCCCAAAAGGCGCGGCCGUCCCCCCAAGCGUGGCCGUGGCGGGUACCACGUUGGAGGGAAGCGUGGCCGGCGAGCGGUGCGAGUAGUGGAGGAGCACCCUGAGGAAGAAGAAGAAGACGAUGACGACGAGGACGAGGACGAGGUGGAGGCGGCGGGCGGACAGCCAGUGGGUCAAGGCGACAGUGGCAACGAGGGUGAGGGCAGCGAAGGGGAUGAUGAGGAUGACUCAGAUGAUGGGGCAGAUGCGGCGCCGACUGACUGAUCGCUGAUUGGACUGACCCGAUAGAUAGAUCUGCGAUUGGCCAGUGUGUGGAGGUGGUUGCGGGGUGUGACGAUGCAUGGUGCGUGUGGUGACGGUGCAUGGCACAAUGGAGGCCCCCAGAGGCCCCCACCGGGAAAGUCCUGCUUCGCGCACAUGAAGUUUCCC
This is a messenger RNA of Vitrella brassicaformis, 1890 nucleotides long. The record is from the annotation of a GenBank genome assembly. Lineage: Eukaryota; Vitrellaceae.